CCAAAAUGGCGACUGCAGAGUUGGAGUAUGUUCCUCUAGAAAAUGAAGGUAUACAACCUCUUUUAGUGCAUUUUACAAAUGCAUGUCUGACCGCUGAUCGUAAGGGAAAGAAGAAGCAUGGCCUUGACUUCUCCUACUAUCGAUGGAAAGAUCUUACAGAUAAAAGAAAAAAGAAUCGACGAAUUCUGAAUUACAUUAGCCAAAAGGAGGAGAUAGUGGUAAAGGGGGAGACAGCUAAAUCUGAUAGCAUGGAAUAUACCGGUCAGAACUUUGGACAAUUUUCAAGAUCAACUUCUCUCUGCAAAUAUCUUGUUGGUGUACUGGAUAGCGAGAGUGGAAAAAUGAAAAUAUAUGAUACACAGUCAUUCACUUUGCAGCCAAACGUUUUAGAGAAUGCUGCUGACAGAGACAAUGAAGAUGGAAGUCAAGAAUUAUCCUUCAUAGAAAAAUCUGACCGCCUAACUGAAGCCUUUGGCAGCAGUAAAAAGAAAAGACUGGUUGUGUCUCGCAAGAAAAAUGUAAUUAACAAAGAGGAAUUGAGCAGUUCUGUUACUGAAGCUGUCCAGGGAACAACCAUGAGUGCUGCUUUAGAAGAAGUAGCAGAAGAAAAUCAUCAGUCUUCAACAAUUCCACCUUUCAACAUUAAAGCACAAACASCAGCUGAUGUUUAUAAUAUUGAUGACAUUAUUUUACCAUCUGAGUACAAUGCAAUAAAAUUCAAAGCCAAAGAGCUGCAAGGCGCUAACAAGGAGCUGAUUGAACAAUGGAGAAAGCAAGAGAAAUUUCCAGAAUAUGUCCUCCAACAUGCUGCUGUAAUGCCACUUAGUGAGUCUGAAAGAAGCCACAGAUCAUGUUUACUACAGUAUUUAUCAUAUCUUAUUAGCAUGUUUCAAAUGAAUCACACAGCGUUCAAGAAAAAAGAUCCUCUUUCUGGUUACCCUGAUGUGGUCAAAGACAGACUACUGGCUACUUUUACACUAGAAAAUCCCAAAAAAGCGAAUCACAGAUUAGUACCCAAAAGGUUAAAAGACAAACUGCUUUCCUAUAUUCUUGUUCUUGCUUUGAUUAUCGAUGAGUUUAUUGUGGACUGUACAGUUAUAGCAAAGGAUCUUAAGAUCAAUCCGAAGAGGGUAAGCAAUCAUCUGAGAGUUAUUGGUUGUAAUAUUGCAACAAGUGGAUCUUCGAAGAAAAGAAAAGCUGAUGGAACACCAUCUAUAGGAACAGUAACUGCCACACUUAAUGUUCCACUACCUCCAAACUUCCCUAAUAUUGGAAUACACUGAUAUUUGUACAAUGACAAUAAAACAGAGCCGGAUGAAUAUAGUGGUCAACAGGUACCUGCUUGUUGUGCUAAUACCGAAGGGUCUUGUUGGUUUCCAAAGACGCAUCAAUAAUUCUUGGUUGACCAGAAACGCCGUUGGCUUUUAA
Exaiptasia diaphana is the source of this 1428-nucleotide messenger RNA. Its product is annotated as DNA-directed RNA polymerase I subunit RPA49. The record is from RefSeq and is a predicted model, not a curated record. Gene Ontology annotation, molecular function: DNA binding. The transcript is spliced from 14 exons. Lineage: Eukaryota; Metazoa; Cnidaria; Anthozoa; Actiniaria; Aiptasiidae. Gene Ontology annotation, biological process: nucleolar large rRNA transcription by RNA polymerase I; RNA polymerase I preinitiation complex assembly; transcription elongation by RNA polymerase I. Bases 6 to 1283 code for a protein of 425 amino acids. Gene Ontology annotation, cellular component: RNA polymerase I complex.